AUGGGGCAGGAACCCGGCGCUGGCCCAGCCGCCCCCAAGGGGCACGGUGGGCAGAGAUGUCGCAGUGACCAGGACUGCCCGAGAGCAGAGAGGUGCUGCAGCCAUCGGUGCCGCCAGGCGUGCCCAGCACAGGGCAGCGGGAAGCCUGGAUUCUGCCCCGUGCGCAACGGGCUCUACUUCAGCUAUGAGUGCGAAGCUAGAUGCCGAGGGGAUGGCGAGUGCCCCAGGGCCCAGAAGUGCUGCCUGCAUGGCUGUGACCACGAGUGCGUGACCCCUUCGGAAGAGAAGCCCGGCAUCUGCCCCCUGACAGACGGGAUAACAUCCGAGUCCCCCUUGUGCAGGUCCUCAUGCGCAGGGGACAAGGAGUGUGCGGGGGACCAGAAGUGCUGUGACAGUGGGUGUGGCCGGACAUGCCAGGCCCCAGAGAGAGAGAAACCCGGCGUGUGCCCAAAGCAGAAGCCCUGGCAAACACUGGUGCCGUGCAACGAGCAGGAUGCCUGUGCUCAUGACCGGGAUUGCCCCAGGCAGGAGAAGUGCUGUUUCAGCGGCUGUGCCAUGCGCUGUGUCCCCCACUACAAAGAGCAUCCUGGUGCCUGUCCCAGGGCAGAGGCCUGCAGCGACCCGAGACAGCACCGUUCAAACCGGUGCCUGGACGACCACGUGUGCGAGAGACAUGAGAAGUGCUGCGACACGGGGUGCCGCCGGGAGUGUGUGGCAGUGCGCACAGAGAGAGAGGACAAGUCUGGGGAUGGCCCCACUGACUCGUGCGUGGAUGAGUGCAGAGCUGACGAGGAGUGUCCCAGAGGACAAAGGUGCAGAAGCAGUGGCUGUGGCCGUGUCUGCCAGAAAGUCCCCCGAGGUGAGGCUAGACCUAGAGCCUGCGGGGCAACAUGGAGCUUGGGCCUGCACAGGCCAUGGACCGGCGUGCAAAGGGGUACUGCUUGGGCAGACUCACAUGCCAGGGAAAGGAGCCUUGGUAUCACUGUGCAAGGGCAAGGGAGAGUUCCAGGUGCAGUCGCUGCUCACGGGCCGUGCAGGGCUGAUAUGAAGGUCUAG
Molecule: messenger RNA, 1056 nt
Organism: Dermochelys coriacea (leatherback sea turtle)
Lineage: Eukaryota; Metazoa; Chordata; Testudines; Dermochelyidae
Product: balbiani ring protein 3-like
Exons: 7
Coding region: 1-1056 (351 amino acids)
Biological process (GO): antibacterial humoral response; innate immune response
Cellular component (GO): extracellular region
Molecular function (GO): peptidase inhibitor activity
Source: RefSeq, a predicted model, not a curated record